Molecule: messenger RNA, 786 nt
Organism: Hydractinia symbiolongicarpus
Lineage: Eukaryota; Metazoa; Cnidaria; Hydrozoa; Anthoathecata; Hydractiniidae
Product: small nuclear ribonucleoprotein-associated protein B'-like
Exons: 1
Coding region: 79-618 (179 amino acids)
Biological process (GO): mRNA splicing, via spliceosome
Cellular component (GO): U4 snRNP; cytoplasm; U1 snRNP
Molecular function (GO): RNA binding
Source: RefSeq, a predicted model, not a curated record
UGUAAAAAAAUUACAAUUUUGUUCUAUUUAGGUGUUGCAUAUCACAUAAUAGUAUUUGGUCCUAAAUAUACUGCAAACAUGCCACAGUUAGGUAAAAGCGCCAAGAUGUUGCAGCACAUCAACUUCCGUAUGAGAUGUCAACUUCAAGAUGGCAGGACUUUCAUUGGAACAUUUUUAGCAUUUGAUAAACACAUGAAUCUUAUUCUUGGUGACUGUGAUGAAUUUCGGAAAAUCAAAUUGAAGAAUAGCAAAGCUGGCGAGAAAGAAAAGGAGGAAAAGCGUGCAUUGGGUUUAGUUUUGUUGCGUGGUGAACACUUAGUAUCCAUGACUGUUGAAGCACCUCCCUCUAAAGAGGACCGAAAUAAAACGCCUGCUGCAACUGCAGGUCCUGGACCAGGUGCAGGUAGGGCUGCAGGUCGUGGAAUGCCAGCUCCUGCUGCUGGUGCACCAGCUGGUUUAGCUGGGCCAGUAAGAGGAGUCGGUGGCCCAUCACAACAAAUAAUGGCACCCCAAAUGGCUGGACCUCCACAACAGUAUGGUCGUGGUGGGCCUCCACCACCAGGAAUGAUGGGAGGACCACCACCAGGAAUGCGCCCCCCUGGUCAACCUAACUGGUGAUGAUCUGUCUACUUGUAUGCUCAAUAAACAAUAGAAUGACUGUGUGAUAUUUAUUUCAAUCAUUUUGUGGACUAGAAAAAUAUCAUUUUGCAGAGUUGAGAUCUUGCUUGUAUUAUUAUACAACUGAGAUGGUGAUACUUUUUAGAAAAACAGUUGUUAUUCUUUUAA